AUGAAACAACAAGGUGAAGAUUUGAAUGCUUUCGAACAACUCGAGCUGGGAACAGUAAGAACUUUGAUGUAUGGAGCAAUUGCCGGUGCAUGUUCUGAAGCUGCUACUUACCCAUUUGAAGUUGUGAGAAGACAGCUUCAGAUGCAAGUUCGAGCAACGAAGAUGAAUGCGUUACAAACUUGCAUUAAGAUAGUCGAACAUGGUGGCUUUCCUGCACUCUAUGCUGGAUUGAUCCCGAGCUUAUUACAGGUUUUACCAUCGGCUGCCAUUAGUUAUUUUGUCUAUGAGUUCAUGAAGAUAGUCCUUAAAGUGCAAUAA
Molecule: messenger RNA, 318 nt
Organism: Fraxinus pennsylvanica
Lineage: Eukaryota; Viridiplantae; Streptophyta; Magnoliopsida; Lamiales; Oleaceae
Source: the annotation of a GenBank genome assembly